GACCCGGCGGCGCCGAGGCGAGGUUGGGCGGUGCCGCUAUGGCCGCGCUGCUCUGCGGGUCCCGCGUUGUGGCGGGCGGCGACGAGGACAGCGAUAGCGACAGCGACGAUGGCGGCUGGGACAUUGGCAUCGUGCGGCAGGAGCCGCAGCAGUUGGAUCAAAUGUUGCAGGCAGAUAAGAAUGAGGCUUUAAAGAAGGCUCUGUUUCGUGGUGAUGUGUCUUUAAUUGAAGAACUCUUAAACUCAGGCAUCAGCAUAGAAACUAGCUUUCAGUUUGGAUGGACUCCCCUGAUGUGUGCUGCCAGUGUGGCCAACUUCGCAGUAGUGCGUCUUCUUCUGGACAGAGGUGCCAACGCGUGUUUUGAAAUAGAUAAAUACACUGUGCUGAUGGCAGCAUGUACUGCACAAGCUUCAGAGGAGAACAUCUUGAAGACUGUAGAACUGCUUCUAUCAAGGAAUGCUGACCCUAACCUUACUUGCAGGAAAAAAAUGACUGCACUGAUGUAUGCAGCUAGAAAAGGCUAUGCUCGCGUUGUUGCUCUGCUUGUUGCUUGUGGAUCACACAUAAAUGCCCAAGAUGAAAAUGGAUAUUCAGCAUUAAUAUGGGCAGCGCAGCAUGGACAUAGAAGUGUAAUUUUGAAGUUGCUUGAGCUAGGAGCUGACAAAAAUCUACAGACUAAGGAUGAAAAAACGGCAGCAGAGCUAGCAAAAAUCAAUAAACAUACAGAGAUUUUUAGUUUGCUCUCUUUGGCUGCAAAUCACUUGCAAGGGAGAUACCAUAAAACAGUUGAGCAAGAGGCUAUCUGCAAAUUUCUGACAGCUAUCCCUGACCACAGAGUUGGUUCCUAUUCACUCUUUGAUGACAUGGAAGUGUUUUUACAUGGUCUUGGUCUAGAACACAUCAGAGGACUAUUGAAGGAACAAGAUAUAACUUUAAGAGAACUUCUGAUCAUGCAAAAAGAUGACUUAAUACAGAUUGGCAUUACAAAUCCCGGAGAUCAAGAGAAACUCCUAGGUGCUAUUAAUGAGCUGCAAGUGGAUGAAAAAAGAAUUGAAGACUUCUCUGAAAUUCUGAAGCUGGAAUUGAGUGAAGAUGAAUUCUACAAGUUUCUUCAGAAGCUGAAUAAAGAGUGUAGUAAGCUGAUCGUUCCUGUGCAGACCAUGAAUAAGCAUUUUCUCAAAAAUUCGCACAAGAUGGUACUGCAGUGGGCACCGACUGAAACUUACAUUGAACUCUGCAAAGAUUUGGUUUGCAGUGUUAAGAAUCUGGGAGAAGAAGUUGCCAAACUGAAGGACCUGCUAGUGAAGCAUGAACAGAAGAAUGAACCCAACCAAGUGAAACUUCCAAAAAAAGCAGCCACCUUGGAAAAAAGAUUAGUGAAGAUGGGAGGGGUAACAUUACUUGGAUUUGGUUUUUUCUUCUUUAUAACUAAAUUAGUGGUAAAGAAAACCUGAAUUUAAGUUUAGUGCUGUUUCUCAUCAUAUCUGUAGUAGUAUCAAGUAUGUACUUUGAUCUAGAAAUAAAGUUAUUAAAAAUUAAAACUGUUACUUAAGAGUAUCUUAUGCAUUUAUUUUGAAAAUUUUUUGUAUACAAUGUAGGUCUAAAAUCCUGUCAAAGCUACUUUUCUUUUUUGGCUUAAAGUUGUGAUUAUUGCUUACUAAUUACUAGUUUCAUUUUUUUUACUUUUAGCUGUUUGGAGAUGAACAUAAGCAAAUUCUUCUGAUUAUAUCACAUGUUUGUAUUUAAAAUUAUAAUGCGGAUGUGUUUUGGGGGUUGGGAGGGUUUAAAAUAUUUUAAGUAUCAUAUUCAAUGUUAUAUUGA
This is a messenger RNA of Lepidothrix coronata (blue-crowned manakin), 1821 nucleotides long. It is a transcript of the gene ASZ1, whose product is annotated as ankyrin repeat, SAM and basic leucine zipper domain containing 1. The transcript is spliced from 13 exons. Gene Ontology annotation, molecular function: protein binding. The record is from RefSeq and is a predicted model, not a curated record. Lineage: Eukaryota; Metazoa; Chordata; Aves; Passeriformes; Pipridae. Gene Ontology annotation, cellular component: pi-body. Gene Ontology annotation, biological process: piRNA processing. The coding region runs from base 39 to 1454 and encodes 471 amino acids.